Molecule: messenger RNA, 419 nt
Organism: Schizophyllum commune H4-8
Lineage: Eukaryota; Fungi; Basidiomycota; Agaricomycetes; Agaricales; Schizophyllaceae
Exons: 1
Coding region: 157-375 (72 amino acids)
Source: RefSeq, a predicted model, not a curated record
GAUGACGGGCUCCCGCUUGGUUCAUGGAUACCCCCAGCUUGCUGGGUAGGCCCUUGACUUGGUUGGCGGGCCCUCAGCUCAGUCAAUUGGACCUCAGCUGGACGGGGAUCGCUGCUGCUUGGAUCGGCGCGUUGAUGAUUGUUGGUCGCUCAUUGGAUGAUGAUGACAUGUUGUGUGCAUGUACCGCUACGAUCCUGUAAAGUAUUCAUAUGUACGACACGCCUGCUGCACUUAUCUGUAUCUGCUACUACUGCAUUGGACUACAUGGUAGCACUGUAUAUACUAAUCCAACCUACUUACGAUGACACGAAAAUGUACAUAAACAGCCUUGCUCAUUUGACGAUAGUUAUGCAGUUGAUUAGACUCGUUGGCUGAGGCGGAUAGGUGGAAGGCCGGAGGCCGCUUGACGAGGAGCAGCG